Syngnathus typhle (broad-nosed pipefish) is the source of this 4903-nucleotide messenger RNA. It is a transcript of the gene bcr, whose product is annotated as BCR activator of RhoGEF and GTPase. Gene Ontology annotation, molecular function: guanyl-nucleotide exchange factor activity; protein serine/threonine kinase activity; GTPase activator activity. The transcript has 24 exons. The coding region runs from base 685 to 4704 and encodes 1339 amino acids. Gene Ontology annotation, biological process: protein phosphorylation; intracellular signal transduction; positive regulation of GTPase activity. The record is from RefSeq and is a predicted model, not a curated record. Gene Ontology annotation, cellular component: membrane. Lineage: Eukaryota; Metazoa; Chordata; Actinopteri; Syngnathiformes; Syngnathidae.
UUGUGAGAUGGGAGCACACACACACAGCCGCAACAUCACGGCCCAGCAAGCACGACCAAACCGCUGGGGAAAAGCGGACUAAAUUACAACAUUACCACACACACUGGGUAAGAAAAUGAAGAUAGUAACCGAACGGUUGACUGCCACCGAACCGCCGCCUCGGUUUUUACACGAGUCCGAUACUGUCUUCGCUUGCGUUACGUCCGUAUGAUCCUUUCUCCGUACGCUUAGGCGGUACAAAGGAGCAGCAGCACCUGAUAUUGAAGCCUAAUGGUCGGCUUGGAGUAGACGGACCUGUCGGGGCUACCAAGUCCGGACCUACCCACACAAACCGUCAGCAAACCAAGAGACUGUUUAUUUCUUAGACAUUUUCUUUCAGGAUUCUUUACGAGUUGACAGUGGACACCAACUAUUUGUUUGAAUUCCUUCUUUAAAGUGACAUAAUCUGGAAUAAUGUACGAGAAAAAAAGACCGCCUUUUCUCCUCCAUUAUGUCUCAUUCUCCUCCGUCCGGUCAUCCUAAACAGCCGCUGUGUUGUCCGCAAAUGGAUAUGCUGCCCACGACAAGUGUCAUCAGUUUGUGCUGGUGACCAGGUCAUCUUAAAGGCCUGUUGAAAACACUAUUUAAUCACAGGUGAGCUGUUGUGAGGAAAGCUUGCGUUGAAUUGGACAAAUAAGACACAAUAUGGUAGAGCCGGUGGGAUUCAUCGAGGCGUGGAAAGCUCAAUUCCCUGAGUCGGAACCCCCCAAGAUGGAGCUGAGGUCUGUGGGAGGUAUCGAGCACGAGCUGGAGAGAUGCAAAGCGUCCAUCAGGAGACUGGAGCAAGAAGUGAACAAGGAACGUUUCCGCAUGAUCUACCUGCAAACCCUCCUGGCCAAGGAGAGGAAAAGCUACGACAAACAGCGCUGGGGCUUUAGGAAAACGCCUCUCAAUGAGGGGGUGGACCCCAGUGCCUCUCAGGGGGCAGAGUCUCAGCAGCCGCACAUGCAGGAGACCGGCGGGGUGGGUUGCGGCGGCUACGGUGCCGCUCCUAUCGUGGACAGAAGCCGAUACCAGCCUCACGGAGAUGGAACCGGCAGAUCCAAACCGAGACCUCAACCGGCGAGGAAGUCGGCAUCCCACGGAGACGGGCUGGAGUCGGCUUUCGAGGCGCCCCAACAGGCUGAGUCGACAUCCUGUGACAAUCUGGACGGGCUCUCGCCCUCCAAGCAAAGAGGAGGCGUCUCCGCGUCGCCCCGAAGGCCGGUACUUCCGCCCCCGGAGAAGGAGCUGCCCUGCGACCCCAAAGACAAGCUUGGCAUGGGCCUCGGUGUGGCUGCUCUAAGAUCCAACUUUGAGAGGAUCAAGCGGGCCAACUCUCACUCUGUGGGCGAUAAAGGUCAAGAGAAGCAGCAGCAGCAGCCGCCGCUGCCACCGCCACCAUUCUACACCAACAUGGAGUUCCACCACGACAGGGGGCUGGUUCGGGUCAACGAGCGCGAAGUCUCGGACAAGAUCAGUUCCCUGGGGAACCAAGCCAUGCAGAUGGAGCGGAAGAGAUCCCUGCACUCGCUGCCUGGUAACCUGGCAACCGUGGCCGGGGAGCUCCGCGCCAGACCCGUGUACAGGGGUCGGUCCACCGAGAGCACCUGUGGCUACGAUGCAGAGUAUGAAGACGGAGAACCCAAUCAGAGACUUCAAAGAUCCAACGGUGGCGGUGGCGGCGACGGGCGGGGCGGCGUCCAAAUGCGAGACCACGGCGGCGGUGACGACCACCUCCUGACGUGGCCCCGCCGCUCAUACUCCCCGGGGAGCUUCGAGGACGUCGGCGGGGGCGGCGGCUACACGCCGGACUGCAGCUCCAACGAGAACCUGACGUCCAGCGAGGAGGACUUCUCGUCGGGACAGUCCAGCCACGUCUCGCCCAGCCCCACCACGGCCUUCCGGCGACCCUUCCGAGAGAAGAGCCGCUCGCCGUCGCAGAAUUCCCAGAACUCCCAGCACUCCUUCGACAGCAGCAGCCCCCCGACGCCGCAGUCGCAGAAGCGUCACCAUCGGCAGCAGGGGGGCCACGUGGUCAUGUCGGAGGCCACCAUUGUCAGCGUUCGCAAGACCGGUCAAAUCUGGCCACCUGCUGUACAUCACGGGAGAAUGUCGCACGAUAACAGUUUCCAUGGAGACCACCUCGACGGCCAUUACACCGGGACUCCACCGUCUUACGGUUAUGACGCCGACCGCGCCGAGGAGCAGCGGCGGCACCACGACAUCCUGCCGUACAUCGACGACUCGCCUUCUUCCUCACCUCACCUGAGCUCCAAGAGCCGAAGCAGCCGGGAUACCCUCUCGUCGGGAUCGCUGGAGUCCUCCAAGUCGACGGAAUGUGACCUGGAGAAAGGUUUGGAAAUGAGGAAGUGGGUCCUGUCUGGGAUUUUGGCCAGCGAAGAAACAUACCUCAGUCACCUGGAGGCACUGCUGCUGCCCAUGAAGCCUUUGAAAGCGGCGGCCACCACGUCGCAGCCCGUGCUCUCCGUGUCCCAGAUCGAAACCAUCUUCUUCAAAGUGCCUGAGCUCUACGAGAUCCACAAGGAGUUCUACGACGGCCUCCUGCCCCGCGUCCAGCAAUGGAGCCAUCAUCAGAGAGUCGGGGAUCUCUUCCAAAAACUGGCCAGCCAGUUAGGCGUCUACAGGGCGUUUGUGGACAACUACGAGCUGGCGGUGGAGACGGCCGAGAAGUGCUGCCAAGCCAACACGCAGUUUUCUGAAAUCUCCGAGAACUUAAAGGUGAGAAGCCCCAAAGACUGCAAGGAGCCGACAGCAAAGAAUUCCCUCGAGGCUUUGCUUUAUAAACCGGUGGACAGAGUGACGCGGAGCACGCUGGUGCUUCAUGAUUUGCUCAAACACACUCCCACUAGCCACCCCGACCACCCGCUUCUCCAGGACGCUCUACGCAUCUCCCAGAAUUUCCUGUCCAGCAUCAACGAGGAGUCCACACCCCGCCGCCAGCUGAUGACUGUCAAAAAGGGAGAGAAUCGCCAGUUACUGAAGGACAGCUUCAUGGUAGAGCUGGUGGAGGGCGCCAGGAAACUGCGACACGUCUUUCUCUUCACCGACCUGCUGCUCUGCGCCAAACUGAAAAAACAAAUUGCAGGUAAAAACCAACAGUAUGACAGCAAGUGGUACAUCCCGUUAAGCGAGCUCACCUUCCAGGGCCCAGAAGAGGCCGAACCCCUCACAAUCCCACAGGUCCCAGAUGAAGAACUGGAUGCCAUGAAGGUGAAGAUCUCACACCUGCGCAGUGAGAUCCAAAGGGAAAAGAGAGCCAACAAAGGUUCAAAGGUCAUCGACCGCCUCAGGAAGAAGCUGUCCGAGCAGGAGUCGCUGCUGCUCUUAACUUCUCCGAGCAUGCAUCUCAGAGUCUACAAUAAGAAUGGCAAGAGCUACAGCUUUCUCAUUUCAUCCGACUACGAGCGUGCCGAGUGGAAGGAGCUCAUCAAAGAGCAGCAGAAGAAAUGUUUUAAAGCCGCUUCCUUAUCUUCCAUGGAGCUCCAAAUGUUGACCAACUCUUGCGUCAAGCUCCAAACGGUCCAUCACGUCCCACUUAGUGUCAGUAAAGAAGAGGAUGAAGCCCCGGGUCUCUGCGGGUUCCUGAAUGUAAUCGUCCACUCCGCCUCCGGCCUCAAACAGAGCUUGAAUCUCUAUUGCACAUUGGAGGUGGAUUCUUUCGGCUUCUUUUCAAACAAAGCCAAGACGAGAGUGUAUCGAUACACCACUGAGCCCAAAUGGAACGAGGAGUUUGAGAUCGAGCUGGAGGGCUCGCAGACCCUGCGGCUGCUCUGCUACGAGAAGUGCUACAAUAAGAGCAAGCAGAACAAAGAGGACGGCGAAAGCAUGGACCGCAUCAUGGGCAAAGGACAGAUCCCGCUGGAUCCUCAAGCUCUCCAAGGAAAAGACUGGCAAAGAACUGUCAUUCCAAUGGACGGGAUCGAAGUCAAACUAUCCAUAAAGUUCACCAGCCGCGAGUUCAGCCUGAAGAAAAUGCCCUCGCGGAAACCUAUGGGGGUGUUCGGGAUCAAGAUCUCAACCGUUACAAAACGAGAGCGUUCCAAGGUGCCCUACAUAGUCCGGCAGUGCCUGGAGGAGAUCGAGCGGAGGGGAAUGGAGGAAGUAGGCAUCUAUCGAGUUUCUGGAGUGGCCACCGACAUCCAGGCCCUCAAGACGGCCUUCGACACCAAUCACAAAGACGUGUCGGUGAUGAUGAGCGAGAUGGACGUCAACGCCAUCGCCGGGACCUUGAAGCUGUACUUCCGAGAGCUGCCGGAGCCGCUCUUCACCGAUGAGCUCUACCCCAAUUUCGCGGGCGGCAUCACUCUCUCGGACAGCGUCGCCAAGGAGAGCUGCAUGUUGAACCUGCUGCUGUCGUUACCCGAACCCAAUUUGGUCACCUUCCUUUUCCUCUUGGACCACCUGAAGAGGGUGGCGGAGAAGGAGAGCGUCAACAAAAUGUCGCUUCACAACCUGGCCACCGUAUUUGGCCCGACGCUGUUGAGACCCGCCGAGAAAGACAGUAAAAUCCCCAGCAACCCCACACAGCCCAUCAGCAUGGGGGACAGCUGGUCCCUGGAGGUCAUGGCACAGGUCCAGGUGCUGCUGUAUUUCCUCCAGUUGGAAACCAUUCCCACACCAGAUAGUAAACGACAGAGCAUCCUCUUCUCCACGGAGGUAUAGAAACGACUGUGUUUACCUCAAGCACGAUGUCUCAAUGGAGUACGUUUUUUGAAUUGACUACGUCGCGUAGGAAGGAUUUUUUUCUCUCUUGGGAAUCUCCUUCUUUCAUCUACAUUCCUCUGUUUUUCUCCAUAUUAGUCAACAGGGAAAAAAAAAAUCCUGCUUGUUAUGUGUUUUUAUGUGAUCUGGGCCUCAAUUU